Emiliania huxleyi CCMP1516 is the source of this 595-nucleotide messenger RNA. RefSeq lists its product as hypothetical. Lineage: Eukaryota; Haptophyta; Isochrysidales; Noelaerhabdaceae. The record is from RefSeq and is a predicted model, not a curated record. The coding region runs from base 36 to 380 and encodes 114 amino acids. Gene Ontology annotation, molecular function: phospholipid scramblase activity. Gene Ontology annotation, biological process: plasma membrane phospholipid scrambling. The transcript has a single exon.
AGCUGUGCUUCUCAUCCGAGUUCCUCGUCUCGACGAUGGGGCGCGAGACGGAGAACGCAAAGCUGCAGCUGGGCGACCUGGCCGUCAUCACCAAGCAGCGGCCACGCGACUGCGGCUCCUUCGCAAAGGAGAUGUUCACCGACAGCGACAUCUUCACCAUGGCCUUCAAGCCGGGGCACAACCUGUCGCCGCAGCAAAAGGCGACGAUGAUGGCCUCGCUCAUCCUCACCGACUACAUGUUCUUCGAGAACGACAACGGGAUGUGCUACUGCGAGGGCUCCAAGCUCCACAUCACCCUGUGCAACACGUACUGCUGCGGUCACACCUGCCCCUGUAAGGUUGUGCUCGACGGCAACAACAAUAACGGAGGCGGCGGCUGAGGCGCAUGCUGGUCGCUAGGCUCGCGGAAUGAGCCUCGACCCCGUGCCGCCGUGAUGGGGCCCUAACCGCCGCCGUGCUGGUCUUAUACUGGUUACUGCUGAAUUAUACUGGCGAAUUGCGUUAUACCCAUUAUUGUUCAUUAACCCCUUCUUCAGGUUCAUUCAGGAAGGUUGGCGUUGGGGGUUCAAUGGACUUAAAUUAUUUAGACAAUACU